Eufriesea mexicana is the source of this 1793-nucleotide messenger RNA. Its product is annotated as glycine-rich cell wall structural protein. The coding region runs from base 19 to 1710 and encodes 563 amino acids. The transcript has 4 exons. The record is from RefSeq and is a predicted model, not a curated record. NCBI's taxonomy places the organism in Eukaryota, Metazoa, Arthropoda, Insecta, Hymenoptera, Apidae.
AAUAGAAGAAUCGACAUCAUGUGGAGAUAUCGAACGAUUGGGCUCUUGGCCUUACUGGUCCUUCUCUGUAUUCAGGCACAAGCUGCAGAGUUCAGAGUGAUACAAGGGAUCCACAGACCUUAUGUUAAAAGGUCUCUCAGCGAUGCAGAGAGCUUCGUGAAAUCUCUCGCUGGUUCAGGUGGACUAGGCGGUGGAUUAGGCGGUGGAUUAGGCGGUGGAUUUGGUGGAGGAUUUGGCGGCGGAUUCGGCGGUGGUGGCGGCGGUGGUGGUGGAGGUGGUGGCGGAGGAGGAUUUGGCACUGGCGGAGGAUUUGGAGGUGGCGGUGGUUUUGGUGGCUCUAAAGGAGGUGGUUGCCGCACAGGCGGUUGUGGCCCCGGAUCUGGAAGUGGUGCUGGAGGUGGCUCCGGAGGUGGUGGUGGAGCCGGUGGCGGUGCUGGGGCUGGAGGCUAUGGAGGCCCUGGCGGUAAAGGAGGUCCAGGUGGUGGUGCCGGUGGAUAUGGUGGUCACGGAGGCGGUGCUGGAGGAUAUGGUGGCUCUGGAGCAGGCGGUGGAGCAGGCGGUGGAGCCGGAGGUGGAGCAGGCGGUGGAGCUGGAGGACAUGGUGGCUCCGGUGCCGGCGGUGGUGCUGGAGGAUAUGGUGGUUCCGGAGCCGGCGGUGGUGCUGGAGGAUAUGGUGGAUCUGGCGCCGGAGGUGGUGCUGGAGGAUAUGGUGGUUCUGGGGCCGGAGGAGGCGCUGGUGGGUAUGGUGGCUCCGGAGGCGGAAGAGGUGGCGGAGCCGGAGGCGGAAGAGGUGGUGGCGCCGGUGCUGGAGGUGGUGCCGGGGGAUAUGGAGGCGCCGGUGCUGGAGGUGGUGCCGGGGGAUAUGGUGGCGCCGGAGCUGGUGGUGGAGCCGGAGGAUAUGGAGGCGCUGGCGCUGGCGGUGGCGCUGGCGGUGGCGCUGGCGGUUAUGGUGGAUCAGGAACUGGAGUAGUAAAGACUGGCGGAGGUGGCGCAGGAGCCGGUGGAUACGGUGGUGCAGGUGGCCGCGGCGGUGGAACCGGUGGAUAUGGUGGUGCAGGUGGCGGUGGCGCAGGAGCUGGUGGAUACGGCGGCGCAGGAGCUGGUGGAUACGGCGGCGCAGGUGGCGGUGGUGCAGGUGGUGGUGCCGGAAGUGGCGGCUAUGGAGGCGCAGGUAGAGGCGCUGGAAGUGGUGGUUAUGGUGGCGCAGGUGGUGGCACCGGAAGCGGUGGUUACGGUGGCGCAGGUGGCGGCGCCGGUAGCGGUGGUUACGGUGGCGCAGGUGGCGGCGCCGGUAGCGGUGGUUACGGUGGCGCAGGCGGCGGCGGCGCUGGUAGCGGUGGUUAUGGUGGCGCAGGCGGUGGUGGCAAUUGCCCUGGAGGAUGCAAACCAGGUUAUGGAAGUGCCAGCGCGAACGCAAACGCUUAUGCGAGCGCAAAUGCUGCCGCUAGUGCGAACGCUCGCGCCACUGCGUCAGCGUCUGCAUCUGCUAAUGCGAAUGCUAACGCCGGAGGUUACGGAGGUUUCGGAGGAUAUGGCGCUCCCGGAGAUGGUCAUCCAGUCGAUCUCUUCUCUCGUAUGGGCGAUAUCAACGAGGGAGCUAGUAAAAGUGGUACGGUAGGCAAUGCCAAAGGCGUCUAUAGCAGUAGCGCAGCGAACCUCGAUUCCAGUGGAAAGGGAACAUAUAAAGUAGCAGCGGGCAAAGUGAUCUAAAUGGUCACACUGAAGUGAUCUCAGGUCGACAUUGAUGAUCGACUGAAGGCGAGCCAGAAUUUGAUCUGUGAUCAAACAUAAAA